Colletotrichum aenigma is the source of this 450-nucleotide messenger RNA. RefSeq lists its product as uncharacterized. NCBI's taxonomy places the organism in Eukaryota, Fungi, Ascomycota, Sordariomycetes, Glomerellales, Glomerellaceae. The record is from RefSeq and is a predicted model, not a curated record. Bases 1 to 450 code for a protein of 149 amino acids. The transcript is spliced from 2 exons.
AUGACUGCAGAGAUUAACCGCAGGGUUAACGAAGCAGUCAACGCAAGCAUACGUCCUCUUCAGGACCAGAUGACGCAGCUCUUGACAGCUCUGAACGGGCUUAUGUCAACAGAUAGAGCGACCCCUACGCUGCUUACGAGCAGCAUACCCACACCGUCCACUGCUGAUACAACUAUACAGGCAAUAAGCGACGGAACUGCAGGAUAUGAAGUUCGAGCGAUCAGCUUAGCAGAUAUACAGAAGGCUCUUACGAGGAAGACUGAGAAGGCAGACCUAAAGGCCCUCCUUCCACCAGCUGUACUAGCUGAGUUCCAAGAGCUAUUCCAACCUGACGAAGCUGCUAACCUUCCUCCGCAUCGCCCUGGAGUCGACCACACGAUCCCUAUCAAACAGGAGAGCGACGGCAACGAGGCUGCACUACCAUGGGGGCCGCUCUACAGCAUGUCAUGA